GGAGGAGAGACAGGACGUGUAGUAGUGAGCUCCCAAUACUCCGGCUACAGCUGCAGCACAUUGCCCCGGGAGCGCUAACACUGUGCAACCUCCGUGCUAAAGGAACAUUCCUCUUAAAUUCUAUCGCAGCCCCAUAGGCACCUACAGGCUUGGCUGCUAGUUCGAUUGGAGCAUAGACUUCAGCUUAUAUCCAGAGAAAUACGGGAUUUGCUGUUCCACCAAUGCUGCAGAGGCUGAUGCCCUUAACCCCCCAAAACCCUUGUGCAAGGAUUGCUUGUUGGGGGUAUCUGCUGCCAGGAGCUUUGUAACCGACCCCGACCCAACUUGCUGUGUAUGGUUCUGGGACCCCCAAACAUGACUACGCUGGAUUGUGCUAAUAACACCGGAGGUGUAAUAAGCUACGUGGGCUCCAGUGGCUCAUCGCCCAAUCGGACCAGCCCUGUCUCCAUGUACAGCGACUGCUCUAGUGGGAGCCCCCAGAGUGGUGUCAGCCACUAUGCCAACUACUUGCCUCCAUCUCCCUCCCACUCCUACAGUGCCAGCUCCUCUGGAUCUGGGGGAGAAGCCUCGCCACGCUCGUCCUACGGUCUUGCAGCUUCCCCGGGGGGGCUUCAUGUUGCACUGGAUGAUGGAAGCAGGGUGUCUCCUAGCAAAACCUCCAGCAGCAUUACCAAGCUGAAUGGUAUGGUCCUUCUGUGCAAGGUCUGUGGAGAUGUAGCUUCUGGAUUUCAUUAUGGCGUCCAUGCUUGUGAAGGUUGCAAGGGCUUUUUCCGACGCAGCAUCCAGCAGAACAUCCAGUACAAGAAAUGCCUGAAGAAUGAGACUUGCUCUAUAGUGAGGAUCAAUAGGAACCGCUGCCAGCAGUGCCGCUUCCGCAAGUGUCUCUCCGUGGGCAUGUCUCGAGAUGCUGUGAGGUUUGGUCGUAUCCCAAAGAGAGAGAAGCAGCGGAUGCUGGCAGAGAUGCACAGUGCUAUGAACCACAUUGCCAGCGGCCAUUUUGGAAGGCGAAGUCCAAUUCCACUUCAACCCCAUCAACAGCAGCAGCAGCAGCUCCAUCCCUCCUCCUCUCCCCUCAUGGGCACAGCGCCAUGCCACUCGCCCACGUCUCUGCCCGAUGCCUACUCACAGUACCCGCAGCAGCUGACCCCACCUAGAUCUCCCAGUCCGGAGCACAUGGAUGAUGUUAUCAGUCAGGUGUCCAUGGCGCACAGGCAGAUCUUUGUCUAUGCCAAUGACAAAGUGAACAAAAAGACUUCCUGGGACCAUCCUCAACCGUGCUGGUCACAUGACACUGAGGAUUCCCAUGGCAACCAUAACAUUCGGCUGGCUUGCCCCAUGAAUGCUCUACAUCGGGGAGGUCCCGUCCGCUCUGUGCAAGAGGUGUGGGAAGACUUCUCACUCAGUUUCACCCCAGCUGUGCGAGAGGUAGUGGAAUUUGCCCGUCACAUUCCAGGGUUCAAAGACCUAACUCAGAACGACCAGGUCACCCUGCUCAAGGCUGGCACAUUUGAGGUACUGAUGGUGCGCUUUGCCUCCUUGUUUGAUGCUCGGGAACAUUCCUUGAGGUUCCUCAGCGGCGCCACUUACUCCCUUCCUGAACUGCAUGCUAUGGGAAUGGGUGAACUUCUCAGCUCCAUGUUCGACUUCAGUGAAAAGCUGUCAUCUCUCAGUCUGAGCCAGGAGGAGCUGGGCAUCUUUACAGCACUUGUACUGGUGUCUGCAGAUCGCUCCGGGAUGGAGAAUUCCUCCUUAGUAGAGCAGCUUCAAGAGACUCUCAUACGUGCCCUUCGUUCCCUCAUCCUGAAGAACAGUCCAAACGAUACCUCCCGCUUCACCAAGCUGCUCCUGCGCCUCCCGGACCUGCGCACCCUGAACAACAUGCACUCCGAGAAACUGCUCUCCUUUCGUGUCGAUGCCCACUGAUGGCACCAUGGAGCCUAAGCGUUGGUUGGGCAGAGCACUGGCACUUUAAACUGAACCUAGAAAGCCGAGUGGCUAUACAAGCUGUGCCUAUUUGGAGAUAUGGCCGAUCACGGGCAGGACGGACGGAGGUGGAAUCAUAGUGAUAAGGUGGCAGGGGGAUCACAGGAAGCUGCUAAAACAUGGAUGAACCACAUGACGAUGAUGAAGUAUGACAUCAGCUUUGUGCCGUUGACCUCAUAGACAGUAAUUCAAUGGUAUAGACUCUUCCAAGAGAUGGGAAAGGCUGAAUCAUGGCUCUCUUGUUUGGGAACAUUUUCAGAGGGAUGUACAUAGACCUGUAUAUAUAUAGAUAUAUAAAUAUCACAUAAAUAUGUACAAAUGACCUGUAAAUAAGAACCUGGUGGAUAUAAAUAUGAAUAUUUUAUUCAAUACUUUAAAGUCUCUGUCUCACUACCCUUCCCGCCCAAUGGCCGUUGGGCUCACAGUGCUACGCUUUGCAUGUUCUCCUUGUAUUGUCCUACAAAGUAGCGUAGGCUGUUCUGACUUCAGAAUGUUCUCAAUACAUAUAUAAGGGAUGAAAGCCAUGUGCCCCCCAUCUUGGAUUCUACAACGCAUCACGGUAUAUCCGUUUGGGUUUCUGAAACAGGACAGACUUAUCGACGUGACUAUACAGGGUUAUAGGGGCACCGUGCUGUGAAGAUCUCAUUUCUUUGUGUGUGUGUGUGUAAAUAUAUGUUUUAUUUAUUUUUUUUGUAACUAUUUAUAAAUCAAUACUUCAGCUACCAAUAAAUAAAUGUUUUACCAA
Molecule: messenger RNA, 2728 nt
Organism: Xenopus tropicalis (tropical clawed frog)
Lineage: Eukaryota; Metazoa; Chordata; Amphibia; Anura; Pipidae
Gene: nr1d1
Product: nuclear receptor subfamily 1 group D member 1
Biological process (GO): negative regulation of DNA-templated transcription; DNA-templated transcription; regulation of DNA-templated transcription
Cellular component (GO): cytoplasm; nucleus; dendritic spine
Molecular function (GO): RNA polymerase II cis-regulatory region sequence-specific DNA binding; zinc ion binding; DNA binding
Source: RefSeq, marked provisional